AUGGAAUCGACGCACGACAUAGGCGAUAAUUUGCUCAUCAAAACCGCAAGGAUUGUCAUCGAGGGCCCUUGCUAUGGUGCCUACCUCAUCCUGAUGUAUUUCUUCCUCAAAAUCUUCAGUCGCCGUCGCCUCCGCUUGAAACGAUCCAUAUUCCUCGCAGCAAUAACCAUCCUCCUCUUCCUAUGCUCAACAUGUUUCUUCGUCACCGACAUUGCAGACCUGAUCAUCCGAAUCCGAAUUCUCUUACUCGACGACUUUGAUCCUUCAUUUGAAAGUCGGAUGGCUAAAGCGGAUGGAGUUACUGAGCCGUUGAUGUGGACGGGAACAGUCAUUUUCAUUUUCGCUUUGAGCAUCGGAGACUCUAUCCUUGUAUGGAGAACGUGGGCGUUGUACCAGGAUCAGUUAAUAUACGCAGCCUUGCCCAUUCUUACACUCCUUGGAUCCUUCACGAGCGCCUUGUUUGAACUCGGCUGCCUCAUCGAAACACACUUUUCCACAGACGAAGUCGCUCCGAACGCUUCUUCAGUGGGUGCCGACCAAUGUAAACAGGCCGAUAAAGCAAGUUAUACUUUGUCCUUUGUCACAAAUAUCGUCUGUACGGGCUUGAUUGUUUGGAAGGCUUGGUGCCACAGAAGAUACAUGAACACAACUCUAGGACGACAGAGAAAACAGACACAGGUCGAUAGGGUGUUAUUACUGUUCUGCGAGAGCGGUGCGAUCUAUCUGGUACUUUAUAUCCUCCAAUCCAUUCCAAUCUACAACACCUCCCUCUCCCCAGGCGCCCUUGUCGCAAUGAACAUCGUCAACGCCGUCAUUCAACAAGCCAUGGGAAUGUAUCCAACCGCCAUUGUCGUCAUCUGCCAAAUGCAAAAAUCCCUCUGGGACUCAUUCGAAGUGCCCAGUUCAUCAGAGGCUACGACCAGUUUAUUUGGGACUGGGUCUUUCGCUCCAACUACGAUUGUUUUGGAUAUGGACCAGAUGGGUGUUGGUAGGGUGAACCGAGGUAAGGGGAGGGGAAGAAUGGAGUUUGCAGCACCACCACAGCUGCCGCCGCUUCAGUCUCAGGGUACGGUCAGUUCUGCUACGGGGGUCUCUGCUGUAUGUUCGUGUUCCUGUGGUGGCUGUAAGAGCGAGGGGCGCGAUCACGAAGGUUCGACUGACAAUUUGGAAGGUCUUGGGGAGCGAAAGGUGCAUCUGCAAAGGAAAGAGAAAAAGAUUGGUGAGGUAGGGUUCUUCGAUGUGGUUUGA
Molecule: messenger RNA, 1248 nt
Organism: Marasmius oreades (fairy-ring Marasmius)
Lineage: Eukaryota; Fungi; Basidiomycota; Agaricomycetes; Agaricales; Marasmiaceae
Exons: 7
Coding region: 1-1248 (415 amino acids)
Source: RefSeq, a predicted model, not a curated record